Messenger RNA from Acanthosepion pharaonis, 453 nucleotides. The record is from the annotation of a GenBank genome assembly. Lineage: Eukaryota; Metazoa; Mollusca; Cephalopoda; Sepiida; Sepiidae.
AUGGAAGAUGCCUUUCAACCUAUCAGCUAUCUUUAUUUCCGUGUCUAUCUGUCUUUUAUUUUCUAUCUUACUCUUCACGUCUUUACUGACCACGUAUCAUUUUCUUCUUUAUCUGUCCACUUCCUUCUUUUAAUCAUUUUCUUCCAUUUUCUGUAUUCGCUUUCUUCAGGUUUUACCGCUUCCCGCUUCUUUUUUUUUUUUUUUUUUUUUGGUCUCCGUUCUGUUUUUUCAUUUGACGUCUUUGUUUUCUUCUUUUUCUCCGUCCAGUUUUCACUUCUUUCUUUCUUCUUUCCUUCCUAUAGAGUCUUUGUUGCUUUUUCUAUCCUCUGCUUUUUUCUUCCUAUUUUUAUCUGUCCUUCUUUUUCUUUUUUAUUCUUUCUUUUUUUUCUAUCAUUCUUUUUUAUUUAUUUUUUUAAUUUCGGUUCUGUAACCAAAUAUUUAUUCAUUUUGUAG